UUGUUAUUUCCUGGUUGGAGGGGCCGCCAUUUUGGGCUGUGACAGACUUGACUCUCGUCUUGUAUUUUCGUUGUCACCCAGAUAUCUUUUUAAUUAUUAUUUCGACGGUUAGAUCAAGAAGCUGUUUGAAUAUACGCUGAACAAAAAAAUCAAGUGUUGAAAGUGAGAUGUCAACCAUGAAUCCCGAAUAUGACUAUUUAUUCAAGCUGCUGCUGAUUGGAGACUCUGGUGUUGGAAAAUCUUGCCUGCUCCUUAGAUUUGCAGAUGAUACAUAUACAGAAAGUUAUAUCAGUACAAUUGGUGUGGACUUUAAAAUCAGAACAAUAGAGUUAGACGGCAAGACCAUCAAACUUCAAAUUUGGGACACAGCUGGUCAGGAGCGGUUUCGAACAAUCACAUCCAGUUACUACAGAGGGGCACAUGGCAUCAUAGUUGUGUAUGAUGUUACAGACCAGGAGUCUUUUAACAAUGUAAAACAAUGGCUUCAGGAAAUAGAUCGUUAUGCCAGUGAAAAUGUUAACAAGUUAUUGGUAGGAAACAAAUGUGAUCUGACAACAAAGAAGGUGGUGGAUUAUACAACAGCAAAGGAAUUUGCAGACUCCCUUGGGAUCCCAUUUUUGGAAACAAGCGCAAAGAAUGCAACAAAUGUAGAACAAGCCUUCAUGACAAUGGCUGCUGAGAUUAAAAAACGAAUGGGGCCUGGAGCUACAUCUGGUGGUUCUGAAAAGUCAAACGUAAAUAUCCAAAGCACACCAGUCAAGUCGUCUAGUGGGGGUUGCUGCUAAGGUUUUUCACAAUCUCCAAAUUUGAUGUAAAAGGCCCAAAAGUAAGAAAUGUUGCCUGAAUUGUACUGUAUGUAGCCACACUACUGCAGACUUGCUCCCUUUCCUCUUCCCUGCUCCCUCUCAAGACACACAAUCAGGCACUGAGAAGCCAGUACUGGCUGGAAUUUCCAACAAGUCUAACUUCAUUUUCAGAACUGUUUUAAACUUUAAAGUGUGCAGGUCAUUAAUAAAUAAUGUGCAUAAAUCUCAUGUUAGCAGAUUUUCAUGCAGUUGGUUUAUAUUAUAAAAAUGAUUUUGUUUAUAAUGGCAUGUUUUAAAUGUCAGCAUUAGAUGGAUCUCUGAAGAUGAAGUUUAGCCAUUGCUCAUCAAGCAGCACAGUGUUUUUGUCUUAUUGCCAUCAAUAAAAUUUAGUAAUGUUAUGUCAGAUCUGAUUUUUGCUAGUACUUUCUGUAGAGAUACAAAAAUUACACUGCAUUACCUUCAUAUUCUCUGCAUAUAACUUGUGGCUGCAGGAUAUUGUAAUUUGUUGCACAUGUAUAACAUUAAAACAACUGAAAUGUUUAAUUAUAUUGUACUUAUACUUAAUUUAGAACUAACGUGGUGGCAUAGAAUGGUCCACAAAGCUUCAAUAUCUGCAAGACAAUGAGCUUAAUUGCUGCAGAGCUUUAACUGUCUUAAUUUAUUCUGCAUAUCUCAUUUGUAUCUCACUGUAGAUUUUUGGUUGUGGAUGAUAGUUUUUGGUCUGUAGAUCACUGGUUAUGAUUCCCAUUUGCCUUGAAAAAUGGCUUGUAUUUAUAAAUGGCAUAUGUGAGCAUUGGGACAUUUGCUCAUUGAAAAGGUGCUCCAACCAGAUCACACUUUACAAGUGAAUUUCAUUUAUUCUUGUGCAAUUUUGGAAACUACAUCUGGAUACUAGGUUUUCUGCAGGAAGUUACUGUAUCAGGCAUGUUAACCAUUUCAUUUUAGAACUAGUUUAGGGACCCAUAUAAUUUAAAAUAUUUUAAGCAUGGUGAAGGGUGAUUUAAUUCAAAUUUAUUUUUACUCAUUCUAAAUAAAAUGCUUAAUGGCACUUUCCUCCA
Hypanus sabinus (Atlantic stingray) is the source of this 1864-nucleotide messenger RNA. RefSeq names its product ras-related protein ORAB-1. The record is from RefSeq and is a predicted model, not a curated record. Bases 168 to 785 code for a protein of 205 amino acids. NCBI's taxonomy places the organism in Eukaryota, Metazoa, Chordata, Chondrichthyes, Myliobatiformes, Dasyatidae. The transcript has 6 exons. Gene Ontology annotation, molecular function: GTP binding; GTPase activity.